CACUUCAGUUGCCGGUUAAUACAACUAAAACCCAUUCGCUGGCAGCUAGCUAAAGGUUGGGCUGUUUAAUUUCUGAGUGGGACUAUCUGUACCUGGAAGCCCUACCCGUGUGAUCUGGGCCUGAGCUCUGAGACUGAAACCUCCUGUGGCCUCAUCAGCUGUGUUUUUACUCAGUGAAGAUAUGCUGUGCCCAUCUGCUAAUCCUGGGAGUGCAUGUAGGCUGCUAGUCACUCUACUGUAUGGACUGGAGUCUUAUAUGGAUGCUACAGAGGACAGCAGCUUUCUACAAGACAUGCUUAUGGGCAAUAGUCUACAUGUGCUCAUCAAGCUCCAUGACAAGCUGCAGAGGUUUGGGGCUCAGCGGCCGGCUCCGUUCCAGGACAACGCUGAGGAUCUGGCCCGGGAGUUAACCAAGGAGCUGCGUACUUUAGUGGCUCGACCAGAGAUUGUCGAGUUGCUGCAUGUGCUUACCAAACCCCAUGUUCAGAACCUUCUCUCAGUGCAUGAUACUGUGGCCAAGAAAGAUUAUGACCCCAAACUUCCUCCACUGCCACCUCUGCCUGCUGAUGAUGGGGAGGAUGAGGAAGACUCUGUCAGGAUUAUCCAUCUGGUCAAAAGCAAAGAGCCACUGGGAGCCACCAUCAAAAAGGAUGGGUCAUCUGGUGCCAUUGUGGUAGCCCGGAUUAUGAGAGGAGGAGCUGCGGACAGAAGUGGUCUUAUCCACGAGGGGGACAAGCUCAGGGAGGUCAAUGGAGUUCUAGUGGAAGACAAGAGACCAGAGGAGAUUGUCCCCAUACUGGCCAAGUCAGAUGGGGCAGUAACCUUCAAAGUAAUCCCAGGCACCAAAGAGGAGUUGGAAGCUGAAGACACCAAGAUUUUUGUCAGGACGCUUUUUGACUACAAUCCGAAAGAGGAUCCCGCUAUUCCGUGUAAGGAUGCAGGCUUGGAGUUCAGGAGGGGAGAUGUGCUUCAGAUUGUAAGCCAGGAAGACGACACUUGGUGGCAGGCCAGAAGGCAUGGAGAUCCCAACCUUAGGGCUGGACUGAUCCCCUCCAAGCAGCUUCAAGAAAGGAGAGUCGCUUUGCAGAGGCCCGAAGCUCUCUUCCACCCAGCGAGAGUGCCAAAGCCAAGCGCCGACAAUGAGGAAGCAGAUGCAGACUAUGGGGCCAUAAGCGGAAUACACAUAGCUGGCUUGAGGAGAAGUUUUCGGCUAAGCCGGAAGGACCACAAGAUCCAUGAUUCCCAAGCAAGAUGGAGAAAGAGUGAGGUUCUAAGGGCCAGGAACAUCCCCAGCUAUCAGGAAGUGGUUCCUUACAACAGAAAGCCAGGAGAACCAUACCGUCUAGUGCUUCUGGUUGGGCCCAGUGGGGUGGGUGUGAGUGAGCUGAAAAGAAAGCUGCUGCUCUCUGAUCCAGAACACUUUGGUGUGCCUGUACCACACACGACCCGUGAGCGCAGAAGGUAUGAGAGAGAAGGAGUGGAGUACCAUUUUGUGUCCAAGCACGCUUUUGAAAAAGAUAUUCUCAACCACAAGUUUAUAGAGUAUGGAGAACACGGGGGAAACUAUUACGGCGCCAGCGUAGAUUCGGUCCGCAGGGUUCUAGCGGAGAGCAAGGUGUGCCUGCAGGAUGCGGAACCGCACGCAAUAAAGACUUUAUAUACAGCAGAAUUCAAACCGUAUGUGGUGUUUGUGAAGCCUCCAGCAAUGCAACAGCUGAGGCUCAGUCGGAGAAGAGCAAAAAUCCUGUCCAGUUGCAAUGAGCCAACACCCAUGAGGACGUUUUCGGACGCAGACUUUGAGGAUAUGAUUAAGACAGCCCAGGCAAUGGAGAACAAAUACGGCUACUUGUUCGAGAAGAUCAUCAUCAAUGACGAUUUAGCCUUGGCAUUCGCAGAAAUCAGAGCGGAACUGGCAGGACUUGAAAAAGAAACCAACUGGAUCCCAAAAACAUGGGCUCAGGCUUGA
This is a messenger RNA of Colossoma macropomum (tambaqui), 1966 nucleotides long. RefSeq names its product MAGUK p55 subfamily member 7 (gene mpp7b). NCBI's taxonomy places the organism in Eukaryota, Metazoa, Chordata, Actinopteri, Characiformes, Serrasalmidae. Gene Ontology annotation, biological process: protein localization to adherens junction. The record is from RefSeq and is a predicted model, not a curated record. The transcript is spliced from 19 exons. Bases 182 to 1966 code for a protein of 594 amino acids. Gene Ontology annotation, molecular function: protein binding. Gene Ontology annotation, cellular component: plasma membrane; cell-cell junction.